AUCUUGGUAUAGCGUCUGUGGAGAUGACAGAGUUGUGUAUGUGAGGAUGAGGAGAAUUCGCUUCUCCAAUGGCAGCAGCACCUCUGCUUUGCUUGGAACAACUACUUUUCCAUUCUCCAAUUACACAAAAUCUUGUUCAGUAAAACCCAAAUCUUUUCUAAAGUUGUUUCCUUCAAGAAAACCCCAUUUCACUACAACCCAUUAUAGAUUAGUUACAACAGCUCAAUAUUCUUCUUAUACCUCUCAUGUUCUACCAACACCUCAAACUAACAACCUUUCUGGAGGUGAUGGACAAAAUGGGUAUCCAAUGAAGGAUUCGAAAGUGGUUUUGAAAGGGAUGAGAUAUACUGAUCUUGAGAAAUGGGUUCAGUCACAUGGUUAUAAGCCUGGGCAGGCACUGAUGUUAUGGAAACGUCUGUAUGGGGAUAAUAUUUGGGCUCAAAGCAGUGAGGAACUAGAAGGUUUGAAUAAAGAUUUCAGGAAAAUGUUGAGUGAACAUGCUGAAUUUAAGAUGUUAAACUUGAUAGAAAUUCUGACAGCGUCUGAUGGAACUAAAAAGAUGUUAUUCAAGUUGGAAGAUGAUCUGGUAAUAGAAACUGUUCUGAUACCUUGUGAGCGGGGCAGGAACACCGUCUGUAUAUCUAGUCAAGUAGGUUGUGCCAUGAAUUGCCAGUUUUGCUACACUGGCAGAAUGGGUCUGAAGAGAAAUUUAUCUACUUCUGAGAUAGUUGAGCAGGCUGUCUUAGCUCGACGGUUAUUAUCCAGUGAAGUUGGGCCAAUUAGCAAUGUUGUGUUUAUGGGAAUGGGAGAACCACUUCACAACAUUGAGAAUGUCAUAAAAGCUGCAGACAUAUUGGUCGAUGAACAAGGACUUCAUUUUAGUCCUCGAAAGGUCACCGUUUCUACAAGUGGGCUCGUGCCCCAGCUUAAGCGCUUUCUUCGCGAGUCUAAUUGUGCUUUGGCAGUCAGUUUGAACGCUACAACUGAUGAGGUCAGAAGCUGGAUCAUGCCAAUUAACCGCAAAUUUAACUUGAACUUGCUUCUUGGAACACUAAGAGAGGAGCUUCAAUCAAAACAUAAGUACAAAGUUCUGUUUGAGUAUGUAAUGCUUGCUGGAGUUAAUGAUAGUGUUGAGGAUGCAAAGAGACUAAUCUAUCUUGUCCAGGGCAUUCCAUGCAAGAUUAACCUGAUCACUUUUAACCCUCAUUCUGGAUCCUUCUUCAAACCGACUAAAAAAGAGAAGAUACUCGAGUUCAGAGACAUCCUCGCUGAAGCAGGAUGUGUCGUGCUUUUCCGAUGGAGUAGAGGAGACGAUCAAAUGGCCGCCUGUGGUCAGCUAGGUAAACCAGGUGAAAUCCAAGCUCCCAUGCUUCGAGUGCCUUCUCAAUUUCAAGCAGUCUUGGAAGCUGCAGUGUGAUUUCGGGUGCUAAUUUCCAUGCAUGUUCGUUUUGGUUUGUCCAAAAUGCCGCCAUGUUUCAAUGUGUAUGCCUCUCCUGAAAUUCAAUCUAUUGAAUCUAGUCUUUAGUGAGUCUUGUCCAAGUUAGAGAGUGUAUGCAGUACUUUUAGGCUUGUAAUCUUUAUAAUUUUCUUUUUAACUCGGAUUAAUGGAUUUGCAAUUCAGAAAGCUGUGAGGGCUUGAUAUUGGAAGUAGUGGCAUGUUAAA
Molecule: messenger RNA, 1663 nt
Organism: Lycium ferocissimum
Lineage: Eukaryota; Viridiplantae; Streptophyta; Magnoliopsida; Solanales; Solanaceae
Exons: 9
Coding region: 47-1417 (456 amino acids)
Biological process (GO): rRNA base methylation; tRNA methylation
Molecular function (GO): iron-sulfur cluster binding; RNA methyltransferase activity
Source: RefSeq, a predicted model, not a curated record